Molecule: messenger RNA, 270 nt
Organism: Gastrolobium bilobum
Lineage: Eukaryota; Viridiplantae; Streptophyta; Magnoliopsida; Fabales; Fabaceae
Exons: 4
Coding region: 1-270 (89 amino acids)
Source: RefSeq, a predicted model, not a curated record
AUGGAACCUAGAAAUUUUGACCCUAGACACUCUGGAGAGUUAUUGAAGCAUAUGGAUAAGCAGAAUGAGAUCCUUAAGGAAGCACAUAGAUCAAUGUUGCAUGAAUUGCAAAAACUUCAGGUGGAAGAAGAAAUGCUUAUGCACAAGCUACAUGAAGUUACGUCAGCUCAUGGUCUCCCUAAAAAGAAUGAUGGCAAUUCCAAUGUUUUUUAUAAUAGUGGAGCUGAACACUCCAAUAAGGAAGUCAAUGGAGCGAAUGAGAAACAAUGA